AUGGCGCCUCCAGCAUCGGAAGAGGACCACAAGCUCGUCUCUGAGCUCAUGACACUCUCCAAGAACAACAAGAAACUAGUUCACUCGUCAACAUAUGCGGCGCCAGCCGACCCUAGCAUCACUGUUCGAAGCUGGAAAAUGAAUGAAUGGAAGUACUACGAUGUACCGUCACCGUUCCCAACUCUUGCCCGUGGACUGUUCACGACCUGGCAUUCGGACAAGGCUGAGAGCAAGGAAGGCGAUGGACACGGGAAUUACAGGAUUGUAGCGAGAGGGUAUGACAAGUUCUUCAAUAUCGGAGAGGUCCCUUGGACGUCGUGGGAUGCACUUGGAAGACAUACUACCCCGCCAUAUGUCAUGACCUUGAAGUCUAAUGGAUGUAUCAUCUUCAUAUCGGCUCUUAGCAACACAAAAUUACUCGUCACAUCCAAACAUUCUCUCGGUCCUGUACAGGGCGUACCAGAAAGUCACGCUGAGGUUGGCGAGAAAUGGCUGCUCAUGCAACUCGAGGCCAAAGGCAAGAAGGUCGAAGACCUCGCUCAGGUUCUCUGGGAUAACAAUUGGACGGCCGUAGCAGAGCUAUGCGAUGACUCGUUUGAGGAACACGUCUUGCCUUACCCUCCAGAGAAGACUGGUCUCCAUCUGCACGGCAUCAACGAAUCCCGCGGAGCGUUUAAAACCUUGACGUCUGAUAAAGUUGCAGCAUUUGCACGAGAAUGGGGUCUGAUUGAGACACCCUAUCAUACAGCAAACUCCAUCUCUGAAGUGCGUAAAUUCUCUGAAGAGAUUGCAAAAUCGGGAAAUUGGAACGAUGAACCAAUCGAAGGGUUUGUUGUGCGCUGCCAUGUUUCCGACUCGUCAUCUGCGAAAGAAAAGGACGUCCCGCCCUAUCCGCCUGGUUCGUCAUUCUUCUUCAAAGUGAAAUAUGAUGAGCCGUAUAUGAUGUACAGGGAUUGGCGUGAGAUCACCAAGAAACUGCUGUCCACGAAAGGUCGCUUGCAGGACGUUGCGAUACCCAAGAAGAGUUUACGACGUCCCGAAUCAGUCCUUUAUCUAAACUGGGUACGCGACGAGAUCAAGAAGGACCGUAGUCAGUUUGAUGGGUUCAACAAGGGGAAAGGGAUUAUCGCAACGCGCGAACGAUUUUUGCAAUGGUUGAAGACGGAGCAUGGACAAGUGGCCCAAACUGAACAACUUGCUUCCGCACUCUCAUCUGUCGAUCUCAACGAAAAAGCGAAGAUGUUUGAAAAGACUGUCAUCGCCCCGGUUGCUAUCCCUGGUUGCGGCAAAACAACUAUUGGUGUCGCCCUCUCACACUUAUUCGACUUCGGGCACGUCCAGAGUGACGAUAUCCAAGCGAAAAAGUCUGCGCCACAGUUCAUCAAACGCGUCAAGGAAGAGCUAGCCAUACAUAACGUAGUCAUUGCCGAUAAGAAUAAUCAUCUCAGAGAUCACCGCCGACAACUUCGGGACGCUAUUUGCGGGAUGAAGGUCCCGGUUCGUCUAAUUGCACUUUAUUGGCCACUCGAGAAACCACCUGCUAUGAUCCACCGCAUCUGCUCGGACCGCGUUUUGGAGCGUGGAGACAACCACCAAACACUUCGACCAGAUAAACACGUCAGGCAUCACGAACAAGCUGUUUGGAUGUUUAUACAAAACGCCGAAGAACUUGACGACGGCGAAGUUGAUGAAGUUGUCGAAAUGGACGUUGAAGAGGACUUAGAACAGAGCCUGGAUCGGGCAGUCGAUGCUUGUGUGCGUAUCCUUGGACUGCCUAAACCGACACGGGAACAGAUUGGCGUUGCACUGGCGAAGGCACGAGCAUACAAGGUUACACAAAUUGUGGAUCGGCAGACUAAGAGGGCAGCGAAAGUACGCUACUUCGGCUUCCUUCCUGAAGUUGAUCUUGCGGGAGUCAUCGAGACACACUUCGCGGAAAAUGAUGUGCACCCUGAGAUGCGUGAGUUAUGGGAAAAGAUGGUGCAGGACAAGCGUGUUACGAGAAUGCCGCAUGCCACCAUUGUGCACAUGAAGGGCCUGCCUGACAAACAGAAACUGUGGGACCGCUGUGAUAGUCUAUUCUCCCAACCGUCUCCGCCGAUGUUCGCGUUCAGACUGAGCCACCUCAUUAGCGACGGACGCGUCAUGGCUGCUACGGUUGAGGACCUCAAGCCUGCAUCAAAUCCUGGAGAUGAUACAAGCCUGGAGGCUAUUGACUUCGUUGAGUCCCUCGAUGAGAACCUGAAGAACAGGCUCCAUGUCACUGUAGGGACUCGCCAGCAGACUAUCGUACCCGUUGAGGCAGGCUCUAUGGUCGAAAACUGGAAACGCGGAAAGGCCGGAGACAAUGUGCAUAUGCUACCGCUGAAAGAUGUUAUUGUUCAGGGAAGAGUGAAAGGGUUGUCAGGUUAG
Fomitiporia mediterranea MF3/22 is the source of this 2412-nucleotide messenger RNA. RefSeq lists its product as uncharacterized. Gene Ontology annotation, biological process: tRNA splicing, via endonucleolytic cleavage and ligation. Lineage: Eukaryota; Fungi; Basidiomycota; Agaricomycetes; Hymenochaetales; Hymenochaetaceae. The record is from RefSeq and is a predicted model, not a curated record. The transcript has 4 exons. Gene Ontology annotation, cellular component: nuclear inner membrane. The coding region runs from base 1 to 2412 and encodes 803 amino acids. Gene Ontology annotation, molecular function: RNA ligase (ATP) activity; phosphoric diester hydrolase activity; ATP binding.